GGCUUGAGCUAGUGUUGGUCGAAGAGAGGCGAGGCGAUGACCGAUGGAGAGAGACCGCGUGGAUGAUUCAUUCAUAUUCCAUACCCAAGUGGAGCUUGCUGGCCCCCUUGGUCGAGUGUCCGAGUCUAUUGAGCGGGUCACGAGUGCAAGGUGACAGUCUUUGUGGGGAUAGCUUGCCAUAAAGGAACUGCCUCUACCAUCUCCCCUCCCUCCCACCGCUUCGCCAUCCAUGCUGCUAGCGUGGGGUGUCAGUCGCAUUACCCUGAGGGCAGCAGUCACAACUAGCUGGGAAACAACAACAACAACAGCGGCAGUAGCAACAUUGUACAUCCCUUUAUCUCGCACGGCACGUAUUCCGCGACGUCCCCGAAGCACAAUGGCCAGCCCUGCACCUGGUUGGGACCUUAAAGCACGGCCUUUUCCCCAGGCGAGGCGCGACGACCAAGCGUCUAAGACGUACACGUCUGCAAACAAAGGCUCCGUCACCGUCCCCGAGCCGUAUGUUUGGCUCGAGACACCGCCAAGCCAGAGCCUCGAGACUAAGAAAUGGGUUCAGGAACAGGCCGACUUCACCCAAGCAUACAUCAGGCAGAAUCCGGAGCGAGAAGCAUUCAAGGAAAAGGUAGAGCAGAAUUUCUCGUACCCGCGCAUCAACAUCCCGGUCAAGAAGAAGAAUGGCAAGUUCUACUUGCACUACAACUCGGGUCUGGAUCCCCAAAGCACUAUCUACGAGGCGACCCAGGAGGAAAUUGAUGCAAUCGAAAAGAGCGACGGCUCAAAGCCGCCAGGAAGGGUCUGGUUCGAUGCCAAUCUUCUCAGCAAGGAGGGAACCAUCGCACUGACGAACACUCGUUUCUCGACUUCCGGUAAAUUGGUUGCGUACGGCAUCUCGGUGUCCGGCUCGGACUGGGAGACGAUUUACUUUCGUCAGACUUCGUCCCCCUUUGUCGCGGGAGAGGACAAAGAGUCCGCUUACAGCCCCAGUGGUGGUCCUGAUCGGCUCGAGGACUCUCUGGAGUACUGCAAGUUCACAUCUGCCACGUGGACGCCGGACGAUAAGGGCGUUUUUUACCAGACAUACCCCAAGCCAUCCAUCUCUGAAGCGGCGAAUGACUUUUCCAAAGGGACAGAGACGGACGCCAACCUCAACGCGCGCCUAUGGUACCACCGUCUCGGCACCAAGCAGUCGCAAGACAUUCUUGUCAUCGACAAGGACCCGAAGACGCCAACGGCGGGCUGGGGGACACAUGUGACCGAGGACGGGAAGUAUCUGGUGGUCUCUAGUUACAAGGACACAGACACCAAGAACAAGAUCUGGGUCGCCCAGCUGGAAGGCCAGCAGAUUGGAGAGGCUCUCAAAUACGUCGCUGUGGCCGGCGAGUACAAAUUCUCUCUAGACUACGUCGCGCACGACGGUUCACGGUUUUACUGGAUAACCAACAAAGAUGCUACUAACAGUAAAGUCGUCUACUCCGACCUCGACUUCUCCCAAGCGCGCUCCGCGAAGCAUAUAUCCGAGCUCGACACAUCUGCGCCGCUCCACGACCUCAUACCAGAGCAAGCCGACGCGACGCUCGCCGACGCGACAGUCGUGGCGGGCGACAAGCUGCUCGUCAACUACACGCGCGACGUCAAGUCCGAGCUGUGGCAGUAUGAGCUCAAGUCGGGGCAGCAGGUCAAACGAUUGCUCCCCGACUUUGUCGGAACAAUCGGUGGCAUUUCGGGACGGAGAGAGGAUCAGGAGGCUUUCGUCUCCACCACGUCCGAAACCAGCCCCGGCAGCACAUACCGCUUCACGUGGACCUCCGCUGCAUCAUCCUCUGCACCGACUGAAACACCUUUUGAGCGUACAUGGCUCACAACCAAGGUCGCCUCCAUCCGCUCGGAAGACUAUAUCUCCGAGCAGAUUUUCUUCCAUUCCACCGACGGCACUCGCGUUCCCAUGUUCGUCACGAGACACAAGGACACAAAGAUGGACAGUACGGCACCCGCGCUGCUUUAUGCGUACGGCGGAUUCAACAUCUCCAUCCAGCCAGGCUUCAGCCCCUGGAUGAUGACCUGGAUCACUGAGUAUGGCGGCGUGCUUGCCAAGGUGAACGCGCGCGGAGGUGGAGAGUACGGGCAGAAGUGGCACAAUGCAGGGCGGCUGCUCAACAAGAAGAACGUCUUCGAGGACAUUUUGUCCGCUGCUAAAUUCUUACACGAGAACAAGUACGCGGAAAAGGGCAAGAUCAUCAUCAACGGCGGCAGCAAUGGCGGUCUCAUGGUGGGCGCGUGCAUGAACAUGCUGACAGAGGAGCAUGGUAUUGGUGCAGGCAUCGGCGAGGUCGGCGUCAUGGACAUGCUCAAGUUCCACACCUGGACGAUCGGCUCAGCGUGGAUCGCCGAUUAUGGCAACCCAGAUGAAGAUCCCAAGAUCUUCGACUACAACUACUCCUACUCUCCGCUCCACAACGUUCAGGAGGGCAAGAUCUACCCAACAUACCUUUUGGCAUGUGCCGACCACGACGACCGCGUCGUACCCGCGCAUACCUUCAAACUCACAGCAGAGCUGCAGCACAAGCUCAAGGACAACCCGAAUCCGAUUUUACUGCGCGUCGACAUGAACGCAGGCCACGGCGCGGGAAAGUCAAUCCAGAAACGCAUCGAGGAGGUCGCGGAUCGCGUUGCCGUCGUCGGCUUGGCGCUCGGGCUUAAAAUGCGCGGCCGCGAGUAGCGCACAGGAGCUCUGAGAAGCACCCUGAAGUUCGCAGAGUGCAGAUGAAAUGUUACAGAGUCAAAGCGUUACGCAAUGAUGUGAGCCUAUGUAUAUUUGCAAUAAGACGGUUGCUGUUCUGAAAUA
This is a messenger RNA of Tilletiaria anomala UBC 951, 2842 nucleotides long. RefSeq lists its product as uncharacterized. Gene Ontology annotation, molecular function: oligopeptidase activity; serine-type endopeptidase activity. Bases 377 to 2716 code for a protein of 779 amino acids. The transcript is spliced from 4 exons. The record is from RefSeq and is a predicted model, not a curated record. Gene Ontology annotation, biological process: proteolysis. Gene Ontology annotation, cellular component: cytosol. NCBI's taxonomy places the organism in Eukaryota, Fungi, Basidiomycota, Exobasidiomycetes, Georgefischeriales, Tilletiariaceae.